This is a messenger RNA of Theobroma cacao (cacao), 690 nucleotides long. The record is from RefSeq and is a predicted model, not a curated record. Lineage: Eukaryota; Viridiplantae; Streptophyta; Magnoliopsida; Malvales; Malvaceae.
AUGGCCUAUGGUUGUGAACAGUGCUUUUUUUGGCUCCAUGAAUCAUGCGCGAGAGAAAUUCAACAUCUGCCUCCUAAGAUUAUUCACCCUUUCCACUCACAGCACCAUCUUGAACUAAAAUUCAAGCACUGGUUCGAGGAUUUCAUUUGUGAUAAAUGUUUGUAUAUUUCUGCUGGCUCCACAUACAACUGCCAUCAAUGUGAUUUUAAUUUUCAUUUAACAUGCGCUUCUUCAACUGAUGAUCUAUUACCUGAAGAGGAGUGGGAGAGACUUAAAGAUGGCAAGAAAAAGGAAACUCCGCAUUACAGCCACCUUCACAAGCUGACCAUCUUCAAAUAUAGGAAGAUAAGAGAAUUUGACUACAAUUGUAGUUGGUGUGAAAAGAGUCUGUCGGAAGUGUGCUAUGGCUGUCUAAAAUUGUCCAUCUUGGCUGUGUUCCGAUACCAAUCUCAACUCAACAUAGAUAUCACUGGCAUCCACUCAAUUAUAUGGACUCGAUUGCAGAAGAUAAUUCUGAUGAAUAUUAUUGUGAUAUUUGUGAGAAUGAAAGGAAUCCAGCGCAUCCUGUUUAUUGUUGUGAAAAAUGCAUUUAUAUUGCUCAUAUUCAAUGUGUGCUCAAUGAGGAUAAAAUUUCAUUUGAGAAGGUGUCAUCUUCGACUCCCCAGUCCGUUUACAGCAACACUUUGUUAA